Patiria miniata (bat star) is the source of this 1404-nucleotide messenger RNA. RefSeq lists its product as uncharacterized. NCBI's taxonomy places the organism in Eukaryota, Metazoa, Echinodermata, Asteroidea, Valvatida, Asterinidae. The record is from RefSeq and is a predicted model, not a curated record. Bases 1 to 1404 code for a protein of 467 amino acids. The transcript has 6 exons.
AUGGAUGCUCGCAUCGCAUCUGUCCGUGACUUCAUCCACUAUAUCAAACCACGCAUCUUACAGUCAGACUCCAUCGUGCCCAUCACGGAUCCUUACGGCCCCAGCGUGGUGGAUCCAGACAUGAGGUGCAUUGUGGUCAGUGAGGAGACCAAGAAAGGUGGAGAUGCUGUCAAUAGGGUCAGACAGGAAAAGCACAUGGCCGUGGAUGUGGUCAACGUGUACGCUCGUUGGACUUCCAUUUGUGGCUGGGUGGUCCAAAGUACAAUGGGCCGUGCACAAUCUAAAGCAGCCUGCCAGACUGCUGUUCCUACCAUGAUGCAACAGGAGGCACAGGUACCCACCCCCUCAGCUGCAACAGAUUCCCCACAACGAACUGGAGCCAUUGUCAACAUACAUGUAGGCACAGUCAGCGGUAGCCACUGCCCUAUCAUUGCUGGUUCAAGUGGUGUUAGUUUCACUCACAGCUUGCCGUCGGAUGCAGCAGGAGUACCUCCGCAGAGUCUGAGACCAGACCAAGAUCCAACAGUGGGGGAUCUCAACCAAGAAGUCGGUAACAAGACCAGGGACAUUUUGAGGACAUGUUACAAGACAACGGGGAGUUAUGUUCAGUUGAACCCUGGGGUUCCUGACGAUCAAAGACCCAUUGUUGGCAUUUACACUAAAUUGCGGGUUAGAACAAAGAAAGGUACUUUAGAAGAAGAAUACUCUGAGGAAACUGUAUAUUCCACAGAGUAUGAGAAAAUAUUGAAAGAUUGGCCUGAGACUGAGUUCAAUCGUGCUAUUUUAUUUGGCAUUGGGGGUGUCGGGAAGUCAACCAUUUUUGACAAAAUUGCAUAUGACUGGGCUGAUGAGGUAUGUGAAAUCCUGAAAAGAUUCAAGCUUGUCUUUCUUUUAAAGAUGUGUGCCCUGUUCCAAGAAUCUGAUCUUGUUGAUUCCAUUUUCGAUCAACUUUUAGGCGUAAAGUCAGGAGUUGCCAAAGAUGAACUUGAUCAAUAUAUUCAGGACAACUCAAAUAAGGUCUUGAUACUUUUGGAUGGUUUUGAUGAAAUGAGGACCAAAACACUUGAUGCAGCCUCAUUCGGCUUUAUCCUAAAAGCGCUCAAUAGAACAGAAUACAGGAAGUGUUACAUGUUUGUCUCAACCCGCCCCUCUCAUCUUGAGACACUGAUGUCAAAAUCACUUGUCCAAAAUCCUUGCACACACGUAGAGGUUCUGGGGUUUACCAAGGAAGAUGUUAAUGAAUACAUUCUGAAAUUCUGUUACAAAGAUCCUGAUAGUGGCAAUGCACUGAUCCAAAAGAUUGCGAAGUCCAACACAUUGAGUGAUUUUGCAACAAAUCCGAUGCUUCUCCUUCUCAUGUGUCAGAAGUCCAGGUGUCACAACUGGCAUGCAUUGAAACCAUGA